Messenger RNA from Schizophyllum commune H4-8, 861 nucleotides. RefSeq lists its product as uncharacterized. The record is from RefSeq and is a predicted model, not a curated record. Lineage: Eukaryota; Fungi; Basidiomycota; Agaricomycetes; Agaricales; Schizophyllaceae. The coding region runs from base 1 to 861 and encodes 286 amino acids. The transcript is spliced from 2 exons.
AUGAUCGUCAACAUGGAGAAGGCAGCGCCAGCACCCCCACCUUCAUACUCAGCCGCCACCCAAGGCCCGCCUCCCUUCCCCUCCGGGUCGCACCGCAAGAGACGUAUCACGGACAUACCGCCUCACCUCCUGUUGAACAUCGUGUACGCGACGCUGCCCCAGACACCGUAUCUCGACGAGAGCACAGCCGAGCGGCAGCGGAGGGUGCUGUACUGGAUCUCAAUGAACCUUCGGAUCGUCAAUCGCGCGUUCUACAUCGCUUGCAUGCACGUCCUCCGGUCGAUCUAUCUUCCCGCAUACGAAUCCCUCGUCCGACCGCCAUACACCUCCGACCCAUUCCCCCUCCUCAUCUCCGCCCCGUCAUACGAGGAAUCAACAUCGGAGAAGCACAGUCCGCCUUCGACGUCCCAAGAUGCGCUCCCUACCCCAUUCCCUGACACCCUCCCCCGCGAAACACGCGUCUUCGACCUCUUCAUCGCGCUCAAGGUCCGCGAGGACGCCUGGGCGGACGCAACGUCCCUCCACCUCGAGCGCGAGGAGGCGUACAAGGACAUCUUCAGCGUCAUGCAGCCGCGCGCGCGGCUCGAGGACCUGGUGUGCAAGUAUGGCGUGCGCGAUGGCGUCGUCUCGUACUCGGGCUCCUCGCGCGCGGGCACGCCAACUCGGGGCGUCCGGCCCAUUCCCUUCCGUCUGCUGAGCGCGACGUUCAGCCCAUGGCGCGUCGGGCUCGUGCUCACUCUGUCGUCGAGGCGGAAAACGAUUGUGGAGGUGCAGCGCGGCGCGCGGGACGAGGCGCUGGAGAAGGCUGCAAAGCUUCUCGUCUGUGAGCUGCGGGAAUGGGCGGCAGAAAACUGGCGGUGA